Molecule: messenger RNA, 2841 nt
Organism: Paramormyrops kingsleyae
Lineage: Eukaryota; Metazoa; Chordata; Actinopteri; Osteoglossiformes; Mormyridae
Product: voltage-gated potassium channel regulatory subunit KCNG3-like
Biological process (GO): action potential; protein homooligomerization; potassium ion transmembrane transport
Cellular component (GO): voltage-gated potassium channel complex; membrane
Molecular function (GO): delayed rectifier potassium channel activity
Source: RefSeq, a predicted model, not a curated record
CGCACUGCUUAUUUUAUUGAAUGCAUUCGAGUACAGUGCGUUGGGAAAAUUAACUGGAAAGUAAGUUAAAAUAAGAUUAAUAUUCCGCAUUUGUGAUUAAAGGCACUUGAAUUAAAUCAUGAGCAAAAGUUACGUUUGAAUUACUUUUCAUAUUGUUCCACUUCCCCUCAUAUGCAAAUUUUUUGGGGUUAUAUAGAUAACUUAGUUUUUUUUACUGAUGUCUUACUUUGGUCCUUGGUUGUGCACUAUUUCUGGACAUAUCAUGAGACAUCUUUAACAAAUCGUUAUUUUGAGUCGAAAUCCCAGUUCCACGACAGUGCAGUGAUCAGAGUAGGGUUGAAACCGUAGUUAAGAUAUCAGUGGUCUGUUGGGAUCCGCUCUUUUGUUGUAUUUGAAAUGAAUGUUUGCUGCCGGGUAUAAAUUAACACGACAUUGACUUGACAUAUCUGACGUUAUAGGUUUGUCAACACUUAUGGAUGCGGGACUAACAGGGUACCCUUUAUGUCCCAUGGAAAUUGUAAAAAUAAUUACAUUUAAAUUAUAUUUAAUCAUCCAAUACAAAUAGUUAAGAAUGAAAAUACAAAAUACACGACGUGGUAGAUAGAAGAUUACGGACAAUAAAACAAAAGGGGUUGAAUGUUUUUAAAUUUUAUUUUAUGGAAUAUAACUCAUGUGAAGGCACAUGAAAAAACCUCAAAUUUUACUUAGUGUAAUGCGUGUAAUACGUGAUGCAAAAAUGGUAUCAAAUUAUAACCAACUUCAUUGUAAAUAUAUCCAUCAAAAUUUUCAGACAUUCAUAUAAUAGUAAAUGCUGGAUUUAUAUUCUCAGCCAAAAUAGUCCAAUGCAUUAGAUCUAAAACUGCAUGCCUUGCGCAUAGCUUAUUAAUCAAUGUUUGUACAAGUUUUAUCCAGUUUCCUAGUUGUCUAAAGAGGGGAGGGGGCGUGCUGUAGGGUGACAUCACGGUCCGGGUCUGCCCGCUUUGGACUAGCUGGGUUUGACAGGCGGAGCCACAACCCAGUCUGUGGAAACGCGAGGUGCGCUCGGAAAAUGCGUUUUGAACGGAGGAGUUUUAAAACCCAAAAACCUGUCGAGUGUCUCCCUGAAAAAGGUCAACGAUGUCUUACUGCCCGUCCAAGAGCAAACGCCUGUUUCCUGGGAACUUAAGGAUAUUCGGAUUUGGACUUGGAAAUGGGGAAAAUAAGAUGCUGACUUAUACAUCUGAGAGAGAGGGUCCCCUCUCUUUCUGCUUUGUAUAAACCGGAAAGCCACUUUCUAUGCAUGCCAAGGUGGGAAUUUAACACAAAAUGAAGUUUGGGAAAAGCGUGUGUAUUUUAAAUGUGGGUGGCACUAAAUAUGCGUUACCCAGGGAUGUGAUAAAGGACUUUCCUCUAAGGAGAGUGAGUCGUCUUCACAAUUGCGCUUCUGAGAAAGAAGUGCUCGAAGUCUGUGAUGACUACGACCGAGAGAGAAACGAGUUUUUCUUUGACAGGCACUCCGAAGCCUUCGGCUUCAUUAUGCUGUACGUGAAGUACGGAAAGCUCAGGUUUGUCCCGCAAAUGUGUGAGCUGUCCUUCUAUAACGAGAUGAUCUACUGGGGUCUGGAGAGCUCACACCUGGAGUUCUGCUGCCAGCGGCGUUUGGAUGACAGGAUGUCCGACACAUACACCUACUUCUCCGAGGAAGACACCAAAACAGAGGAGGACCCCAGGGGUAACGAUGAGCUGGAGCAACCGGCCACCGGUCGGAGAGGAAGCGCUAAGUGGCUGGAAAGGAUGCGGAGGACUUUCGAGGAGCCCACCUCAUCUAUCGCGGCGCAGAUUCUCGCUUCUGUUUCCGUGAUUUUUGUCAUUGUGUCCAUGGUUAUCCUUUGCGCCAGCACGCUGCCGGACUGGAAAACGGCCGAGAACAACAGCGUGGAAGAGCACAGGUACACAGAGAGUUUAGAAGAUCCAUCAGGGAUCAUCGAGGCGGUCUGCAUCGGCUGGUUCACCGCCGAGUGCAUCGUGCGCUUCAUCGUGUCGAGGGACAAGUGUGAGUUCGUGCGCCGGCCGCUGAACAUCAUCGACCUGCUGGCCAUCACUCCGUACUAUGUGUCGGUGCUGAUGACCGUGCUGACGGGCGAGAACUCGCAGCUGCAGCGGGCGGGCGUGACACUGCGCGUCCUGCGCAUGAUGCGCAUUUUCUGGGUAAUCAAGCUGGCGCGCCACUUCCUGGGCCUGCAGACGCUGGGGCUGACGUUGCGGCGCUGCUACCGCGAGAUGGUCAUGCUGCUGGUGUUCAUCUGCGUGGCCAUGGCCAUCUUUGGCGCACUGGCCCAGCUGCUGGAGCACGGCCUGGACCUGGAGAUGGGCAACGAGGACUACGCCAGCAUCCCGGCCGCCUGCUGGUGGGUUAUUAUCUCCAUGACAACGGUGGGCUAUGGAGACAUGUACCCCAUCACCAUGCCCGGGCGCGUGCUGGGUGGCCUCUGCGUGGUCAGCGGCAUCGUGCUGCUGGCGCUGCCCAUCACCUUCAUCUACCACAGCUUUGUGCAGUGCUACCACGAGCUCAAAUUCCGCUCAGCUCGCUGCACGCGCAGUCUCUCCGCCGAGUUCCUCAACUGACCCGCCUGUCCCUUCACCGCCUCGUCAUCCUCCUCCUCUUCUGACUCUCCGGAUGCUCCUGGUUACUCAUUUUCUUUGAACGUUCCUUCUUUGGCUUUCUCUUCUCAUGCUUGUUUUUUUUUUUUUUUUAACCAGGCUCUUAUAUUUAAUUUCCUUAUCUGCAAUUUGAUGUUUUCUUCUUGAAAUCUCAGCUGUGGGAUUUACGCUCCCUUUUGUUCGUGUGAAUACUCUCAGAUG